UUCUUGUCAUCUAUAGGUUAGAUGACAUCUGUAAAAGAUUCAUGCGAAAGGAAAGAACAGAGAAGAAAUAGAGAGACGGAAGCAAGGAACUCAUUGCAGCUGUCAGUUGUCCAGGUGAAAAGGUGCAUUUGGCGAAGAUGGUUUUAAACAGCAUUUCUGUUGCCUUUGUUCUUUACCUGGCUCUUCUAGGGGCAACUUUUUUUACAAGGGCUGAAAAGCUAAAUGUUGCUGCUGGCACACCUGUCUUCCUUCGCUGUCGAAGUAAAACUGACAAUGAUUCACCCACAAUAAUCUGGAAAUAUAAUGGAAAACUUCUGUUAAAGAAAAUGAAUGACAUUAUAUUUAAAGGUGAAAGGACUGUAUCAUACAUGUUGAAGGAUGAGAAGACUUUUUCUCUAGAACUGCGAAAAGCAGAACCAGGGCAAUACGCCUGUUAUGAGGAUAAUACGCAGGUGGCUACUUAUGAUAUUGAAGUGUGGAAAGUUACUGGAUCUAAAAGCGGAUACCUCCUGCAAGGUGACACUUUAAAGCUGCACCUGUCUCCUGUCAAAGAUGCCAGGAUUGAGUGGUUUGAACCCCGCAAGACCAAAGUAACAGGGAAUGAGCCACGAUGGAAACUGGAAAAGGAUAGCUUACAGAUAUUAAACCUUACAGUUCAGGAGGAUAAUGGGAUAUGGGAAUGUCACAUCUUUCCUUAUAAGGUCCACGUCUCCUACAAUGUCAAUGUAUUAGGUUUUUCCAAUCCACUGGAUGAGUUCCAGUUUGCCACUUUCAACAGCAGCAGCAUCCUUUCCUGUCCUUUGAACAUUGACCCGGAAGGAAAAAGUGAUCAGGAGAUUCCACAAAUCCAGUCUUCGAAAUGGCUUAAGAAUAAUAUUCACAUGAAGGAGCAUAACAACACCAAUCGCUCCAUCUAUCAAAUAUCCAAUAUCCAUUCUGAAGAUGCUGGACAGUACCAAUGCCAUAUUGGAUUUAAACAUCGAAUUUUGAUUAAAACCAUCAACCUAAUAGUUGUGAAAGUCUCUGCUAUCCCUCCCAUGCUCAAAUCCAAAGAAGACAACGUAACUUUGUGUGGUCAUAUCAGUUCUUCUGCCCCUCCACUGACUGAAUUGUGCUGGGUUUAUGUAAAUGAUUCUACGACUCAGCCCAAAUGUGGCUCUCCCAUUUCAGAGAAUAAAUUCUGUCACGUAGCUACAACUGAAGGGCUCUGGAGGUGUGAUCUCAAAGUGAACAACGAUGUUAAAAUCAGUAUUGACUAUAUUCUGGGAAAGACCUUAAAUGAGACUACUUUAGAGAAUAGAUUCUCACUGAUCAAAAUAGCCUCAGGAAUUGGUGCAAUGCUUCUGCUGUUAAUUCUUGUUGGUGUCUGUGUACCUACUUGUAAACGUAUUAAGCAGAAACAGCAACAAGCCAAGAAGAUGGCACAAAUUAAGCAACAUUUGCUUGCCAAGAGGACAUGCCAAUGUCAGAGGGACCUACCAAUUGAUUACUACCAUACCUGAAGAAGAAAAAUCACAUGUUGAAAAAUCACUGGCCUGACCAUUAGCCAAUCAUUGACAAUGCACAGUUACACAAAUUCAAAUACUGUUGGGUUGCCUUAACUUUCUAUCUGAUAUUCAUAGUGCUGUAAUCAUUUGGGCAAGUCUGUAUUUUGAAACUGUGGGACUUGCAGAAAAUAUUGGUCAAAAAGGUUUCACCGUAGUAAUUAGUUCUAAGUUGUCUAAUAGCCAAAUGCUCUUUGAACUGAUCUGCAAUUCUGCUGUCUACUGCAACUGUAAAUAAAGAUGUGUGUUCUUUGUUUUAAAAUUCCUGACCCAGAAAUAAAAUACUUAUAUCUUUCCCCCCAACUUCACUGGUUAAUUCAUGUAUAUGUCUACAGAUAUUUGUUUGCAUUUAUUGUUUAGUUUGCAAUCUUUUUUGAGAAA
Messenger RNA from Notechis scutatus (mainland tiger snake), 1925 nucleotides. It is a transcript of the gene CD4, whose product is annotated as CD4 molecule. The record is from RefSeq and is a predicted model, not a curated record. NCBI's taxonomy places the organism in Eukaryota, Metazoa, Chordata, Lepidosauria, Squamata, Elapidae.